AUGAUGGACGAGGCGGGCCGAGGAAGCACGCGGCCGACCGCGCUCUUAGGCAACAAGAGACCGAAGGCGUCUUCUCCGUCGCCCUUGGGCGACGGCCCGGCUAUCUCGGCGGUCAUGUUCACCGCGGGCGUGCUCGGCAACCUGACGGCGCUGGUGCUGCUGCUCCUGGCGCGACGCCGUCGGCUGGCGCGGCGGGAGCGCCUGGCGCCUUUCCACGUGCUGCUGAUGGCGCUGGUGCUGACCGACCUGCUGGGCACUUGCCUGCUCAGCCCGGUGGUGCUGGCGGCCUACGGGCGACACCAGACGCUGAACGCCCUGGACAGGCGCGUCUGCGACUACUUCGCCUUCUCCAUGAGUUUCUUCAGCCUGGCCACCAUGAGCUGCCUGGGCGCCAUGGCGCUGGAGCGCAGCCUGGCCAUGGCCGCGCCGUACCUAUACGAGCGGCUGCUGAGCGGGCGGCCUUUGGCGCUGCUGCUGGGAGCCCUGCCCGCCCUCUACGGCCUGGUCGCCGCCUUCUGCGCCCUGCCGCUGAUGGGCUUCGGUAGCUACAUGGAAUACUGGCCGGGCACGUGGUGUUUCAUCGAGAUGCGCCCGGGUGGCAGAGCCGACGCCUUCGCGCUGCUCUACGCUUCGGUGCUGUUGCUGCUCAUCCUGGCCGUCCUGCUGGGCAACCUGGUGGUCAUGGUCAGCCUCUGCCGCAUGCACCUGAGGCGCGCGCCCACCUGCCUGCCCACCUCUUGCCGUUGCCCAGCGCUGGGAGCUCCGCUGCGCGCGGGCCGCCAGCCGGAAUCUGGCGGGGAGUGCGCGCAGGGCGCCCGAAGACCCUUCUCCAUGUCCGAGGAGCUGGAUCACCUCAUCCUGCUGUUCAUCAUGACCAUCAUCUUCGCCGUCUGCUCUCUGCCUUUUACG
Protobothrops mucrosquamatus (brown spotted pit viper) is the source of this 909-nucleotide messenger RNA. RefSeq names its product prostaglandin E2 receptor EP2 subtype-like. The record is from RefSeq and is a predicted model, not a curated record. The transcript has a single exon. Gene Ontology annotation, molecular function: prostaglandin E receptor activity. Lineage: Eukaryota; Metazoa; Chordata; Lepidosauria; Squamata; Viperidae. Gene Ontology annotation, cellular component: plasma membrane. The annotation marks the transcript as partial. Gene Ontology annotation, biological process: positive regulation of cytosolic calcium ion concentration; adenylate cyclase-activating G protein-coupled receptor signaling pathway; cellular response to prostaglandin E stimulus.